Alosa alosa (allis shad) is the source of this 666-nucleotide messenger RNA. Its product is annotated as cytochrome c oxidase subunit 5A, mitochondrial-like. The record is from RefSeq and is a predicted model, not a curated record. Bases 80 to 508 code for a protein of 142 amino acids. Gene Ontology annotation, biological process: mitochondrial electron transport, cytochrome c to oxygen. NCBI's taxonomy places the organism in Eukaryota, Metazoa, Chordata, Actinopteri, Clupeiformes, Clupeidae. The transcript has 5 exons. Gene Ontology annotation, cellular component: mitochondrial inner membrane.
UGCGCAGGCUCAGUUUUCUCUCUGCUCCUUUAGAACACCUUGAGGCUAGCAAGCUAGAUUAGCAACGGCUCCGGCUGGCAUGAUGUUUUCUGCCGUGGUUCGGCUUUCAGCCUCAGGAAUUAGAAGUUUAGCGCGGGCAGGUCCCUCUUAUACAGCACCUCUUGCCUCGCGAUGCUACUCACAUGCCAAGGCGGAGACAGAUGAGGAGUUUGAUGCUCGCUGGGUAACUUAUUUCAGCAAACCAGACAUUGAUGCCUGGGAACUCAAAAAAGGCAUGAACACCCUGAUUGGGUAUGACCUGGUCCCUGAGCCAAAGAUCCUGGAUUCAGCACUAAGAGCCUGCAGAAGGCUCAACGACCUGGCCAGCGCCAUCCGCAUCCUGGAGGCAGUCAAGGACAAAUCAGGCCCCCAUAAAGAGAUUUACCCCUACUUGAUCCAGGAGCUGAAGCCCACGCUACAGGAGCUCGGCAUCUCCACACCUGAGGAGCUCGGCAUUGAUCAAAUCUAAUCAUACAUAUUUUGGUCUUGUGAAGUGUUCACCAAGAUCAAAUUCUGCAUUUGAAGACUCUGCCUUCUAUUUGGUUCUGGGAUGUUAGACUUGAUCCCCUCUGUGUCCUGUUGUGUAUAAAGGUUAUGGACCUAAUAAACAGAGCAAUGUACACUUUA